GGCAUGUUAGAGCUGAGGCCUCUGUUAACUUCUUCGAGCCUCAGAGGGACACUGGGAACCACACCAUCCUCUGACAACUGCAAGUAUGGAAUGAACUGAGAAAAUAACAUAAACCAGACAUCAUCAACAAGUAGGUGAAGUGAAGAGCCGCUCACCAUGGAGCCAAAGGACAAGCCGGUUCCUCGGUGGAGUCUGGGAUCCGGCUCUGGUCUCGCUUAUGGCUCUUUUGUGAACAGCCUUUCAUCGCUUACACCAAAGGCAGAAGAGCAACAGGAGAGACCAGCCUUAUCACCUAGACGCGCCAAUAUAGCUGUAGCCGUGCUUUGCUACAUCAACUUGCUCAACUACACAGAGCGGUACACAAUAGCAGGUGUCCUUCUCAACAUUCAGAAAUUCUUUGAUAUAAGUGACAGUAUGGCUGCACUUAUACAAACAGUUUUCAUCUGCAGUUUCCUGCUUUUGGCCCCUCUCUUCGGUUACCUCGGGGAUCGCUACAACCGGAAAUACAUCAUGAUUGGCGGUUUGUGUGUGUGGCUUGUGACGGCUGCCGGCAGCUCUUUUGUCACAGAGUCGUACUUCUGGCUUCUGAUACUGUUGCGAGGCAUGGUCGGGAUAGGAGAGGCCAGCUACUCCACCAUUGCUCCCACUAUCAUUGGUGACCUCUUUGUUGGUAGUCAACGGAGCAAAAUGAUCUGUAUCUUCUACAUCUUUAUCCCUGUCGGAAGUGGUCUUGGAUACAUAAUGGGGGCAGGGGUUGCUACUCUCACAGGAGACUGGCGCUGGGCUCUCAGGAUCACUCCCAUCUUGGGUGUAGUGGGACUCGUCUUGCUGGUCUUCUUAUGCCCUAACCCACCCAGAGGUGCUGCAGAAACCCAGGGAAAGGGAGUUACAGGGGAGAGCUCCUACCUGGAUGACAUCAAGUAUCUUCUGAAAAAUAAAAGUUACGUGUGGUCAACAUUGGGAGUGACGUGUACAGCCUUCCUCACCGGAGCCCUGGCUUUCUGGAUGCCUACUUUUUUGUCCAGAGCUCGAGUCAAUCAGGGAAUCGAACUAGACAGUUACAUCUUUGGUGCUGUGACGGUGGUGACGGGCAUUCUGGGAGGGAGUCUUGGCAGUGGUUUAUCCAGAUGGUUACGGGACAAGGUCCCAAAUGCGGACCCAAUCAUCUGCGCAGUGGGCCUGUUGGGAUCGGCUCCCUGCCUCUUUAUCACCAUCUUUGUGGCAUCAAAAAGCAUUGCUGCCAGCUAUGUAUUCAUAUUCUUUGGGGAAAUGUUGAUAUCACUGAACUGGGCUGUCAUUGCUGAUAUACUGCUGUAUAUUGUCAAACCAACCAGAAGGUCCUCGGCCGAGGCUAUCCAGAUUUCAGUCUUGCAUCUACUGGGUGACGCUGGGAGUCCUUACCUCGUCGGAGCGAUCUCUGAUGCUGUACGCAAAUCUAAACCUGCCAAUCACGAUUGGAACUUCCGCAGUCUGAAGUACAGCCUCCUGAUCUGCCCAUUUGUUGGGGCCCUGGGUGGACUGUUCUUCCUCGUGUCUUCCGCCUACAUUGUUGAAGACAGGAGGGCAGCUGCGCAAUUGGGUGAAGGGGAUCCUCCACCACAGCAGGGUCCUCCAGCUGAGCCCCCGAUUGAACUGAAAAAAUGAGGACAAAAGCAACCAAGACAAUGAUUUAACUGUAAAUACUUGAAGUUAAGUUAAAAUGUACUAGUGUUGACAACAGGAUGUUGGAUGUUGUCUUGGAAAGAUCCAUUUUUGUCACUUUAGAGCCACACACAGAUGACAGUUGCAGAGAAAACUUAGACAAUCAAAUUUCUUUUUUAAAAAUGCUUGUCUGCUCACCCAAGUAAUCAAGUAGAUUUUAUUUGUAUAUAGCCCAAAUUCACAAUUCACAAAUUUGCCUCAAAGGUCUUUACAGCAUACAACACCUUCUAUACUUAGACCCUCAAUUCCGAUAAGGAAAAACCCCCCCAACAGGAAACGUGGAAACACCAGGCAUUUUUACUGAACUUUUUGCCUGCCUGUGUCAGUGUUAUAACAAUAUUACCUCCGAUUCAGAGGCACUGUGCAGAUAACCGGUACUUGAAAAGUACGUACUUAUAUUUUCUUAAAGGAAAUGUUUUUCAUUUUACAAUAAAUUUGCUAAUAAAACUGUUA
Sebastes umbrosus (honeycomb rockfish) is the source of this 2154-nucleotide messenger RNA. Its product is annotated as protein spinster homolog 3-like. Gene Ontology annotation, molecular function: transmembrane transporter activity. Bases 157 to 1644 code for a protein of 495 amino acids. Lineage: Eukaryota; Metazoa; Chordata; Actinopteri; Perciformes; Sebastidae. The record is from RefSeq and is a predicted model, not a curated record. Gene Ontology annotation, cellular component: membrane. The transcript is spliced from 13 exons. Gene Ontology annotation, biological process: transmembrane transport.